This is a messenger RNA of Oncorhynchus keta (chum salmon), 1584 nucleotides long. RefSeq names its product anti-sigma-I factor RsgI2-like. Bases 1 to 1038 code for a protein of 345 amino acids. Gene Ontology annotation, biological process: oogenesis; negative regulation of translation. NCBI's taxonomy places the organism in Eukaryota, Metazoa, Chordata, Actinopteri, Salmoniformes, Salmonidae. The transcript has 2 exons. Gene Ontology annotation, molecular function: zinc ion binding; mRNA binding. Gene Ontology annotation, cellular component: perinuclear region of cytoplasm. The record is from RefSeq and is a predicted model, not a curated record.
AUGAUUUGUCAACUCCAAGACCUACCGCCUUACAUGGAGUCCGAAAACAGGAGUUUCGAACCGUGGCGUGACUACCUGAAGUUAGCUGACCUAGUGCGGGAGAUGCAGUUAGGCAGGUUCACCCCAGAACCGUCAACCGUUGAGGGUCAUGACUCCGGGAUAUGGUCGACCAUGGUGGAAUUUGAAGAGUUUCCGCCGCGAGCCUUGCUGUUACCGAUAACACCCGUGGCGACACCACCCCUAUGGCACGAAAUGGAACCCCUGGAUUCCGAAAUCGUCCUCUUGUUUGAAGACGCUCCUUUAUCGCCGAGCAGCACCGAGGGUCCACCGUCCAGCCCCCUGGCAGCUGGGACCAGAGUCCAGAUCCCCCCUGGCACCUGGGACCAGAGUGGGAGAAACACGCCGGAGGAGGUGCGGUCACCCCAGCGCACCUGGGACCAGAGUGGGAGAAACACGCCGGAGGAGGUGCCAUCACCCCAGCGCACCUGGGACCAGAGUGGGAGAAACACGCCGGAGGAGGUGCCGUCACCCCAGCGCACCUGGGACCAGAGUGGGAGAAACACGCCGGAGGAGGUGCCGUCACCCCAGCGCACCUGGGACCAGAGUGGGAGAAACACGCCGGAGGAGGUGCGGUCACCCCAGCGCACCUGGGACCAGAGUGGGAGAAACACGCCGGAGGAGGUGCCGUCACCCCAGCGCACCUGGGACCAGAGUGGGAGAAACACGCCGGAGGAGGUGCCGUCACCCCAGCGCACCUGGGACCAGAGUGGGAGAAACACGCCGGAGGAGGUGCCGUCACCCCAGCGCACCUGGGACCAGAGUGGGAGAAACACGCCGGAGGAGGUGCCGUCACCCGAGCGCAAGUUCUGCAGCUUCUGCAAAUACAACGGGCAGCCUGAGUCGGUGUUUCUGUCCCACAGCAUCAAGAACCAGGAUGGGGACAUGAUGUGCCGGUACCUGCAGCUAAGUCUUUGCCCUCUCUGCGGGGUCACCGGGGCCCAAGCCGCCACCAAGCACCAUUGUCCACCAUUGGUGUAAAGUACUUGAAAUGACUUCUUAAGUAGUUUUUGGGGUAUCUGUCCUAAGGCACUGUAACUCAGUGUUUUUAGGCGUCACUACAGACACCUUGGUUCGAAUCCAGGUUGUAUCUUAACCGGCCGUUAUUGGGAUUCCCAUAGGUUAUCGCACAAUUGGCCCAGCGUCUUCCGGGUUUGGCCGUCGUUGUAAAUACGACUUUGUUCUUAAUUGACAUCCCUAAUUAAGUGAUGGGUUUUUACUUUUACUUCACUACAUUCCUAAAGAAAAUGAUGUACUUUUUACUCCGUAGAUUUUCCCUGAUACCCAAAACUAUUCUUCAGAUUUUGAAUGCUUAUCGGGACACGACAAUUUAUUAAGAGAACAUCCCUACUGCAUCUGAUCUGGCCGACUCACUAAACACAUGCGUAAAUGAUGUCUGAGUAUUGGAGUGUCAAAGCACAUUUUAUUUGUCACAUACAAAUGGGUAGCAGAUGUUAAUGCGACUGUCGCGAAAUGCUUGUAGUGUGUUCCUGGCUUUCUGUGAAUUAAUAAAGAACAACAAAAUGG